GACGAGCGGCGGGCGGGCCAGCGAGCCAGAGGAGACGAGACGCCAUCGCGACAAGUCGACCAGCGAAUCUUGGCGUCGUCAUCCCCUUUCUCUCUCGCUCAAAAGUUGCCGGAGCCCCCUCUCUCCGUCUCCCCACCGCCAUGGAGGAGGCGCAGGUUGUUCAGUCAAAGGAUGGAACCAUCUCGGUUGCUUCUGCAUUUGCUGGUCAUCAGCAAGCCAUACAAGACAGGGACCACAAAUUCUUGACAAAAGCAGUGGAAGAAGCCUACCGGGGAGUCGAAUGUGGUGAUGGAGGUCCGUUCGGUGCAGUUGUCGUCUGUAACGAUGAAGUAGUAGUUAGCUGCCACAACAUGGUUCUGAAGCACACUGAUCCAACUGCACAUGCUGAAGUAACUGCAAUAAGAGAGGCUUGUAAAAAGCUAGGAAAAAUUGAGCUGUCUGACUGCGAAAUUUAUGCAUCCUGUGAGCCAUGCCCAAUGUGCUUUGGUGCAGUUCAUCUCUCCCGGAUCAAGAGGUUGGUUUAUGGCGCCAAGGCGGAGGCUGCCAUUGCCAUUGGAUUCGAUGACUUCAUUGCAGAUGCUCUGAGAGGCACUGGGUUCUACCAGAAGGCGAACUUGGAGAUCAAGAAGGCUGACGGCAACGGAGCGCUGAUCGCUGAGGAGGUCUUUGAGAAGACUAAGGAGAAGUUCCAGAUGUACUGAUGCCUAACAGAAGACAGAUUUCAGAUUUGUACAAUGCUCACUCAGAAGGAAUACUACAAUGCUCAAAUUUCCAUUGCUUCGGAAUACUAUCCGUCCAAAUGUUUUACGUUCCGAGGAUACCCCAAUUUCUUGUAAACUUACAAGGCAGUUCAUUGCUGCCGCUUAAUGUGCAGUUAAUGGAAUUCAGUUUCUGUCCUUCUCAUGGUGCCUUACAUACUUCCUUAGCAGGUUCUGAAUUUGAGCUUGAACUAGCAUAGAGUUGUCAUGGUGCCAUUGCAUAUUUGAGAAUGAAAUAUACCACUUUGGCCUCA
Molecule: messenger RNA, 1012 nt
Organism: Setaria italica (foxtail millet)
Lineage: Eukaryota; Viridiplantae; Streptophyta; Magnoliopsida; Poales; Poaceae
Product: guanine deaminase
Exons: 5
Coding region: 141-701 (186 amino acids)
Biological process (GO): purine nucleoside catabolic process
Molecular function (GO): zinc ion binding; guanosine deaminase activity
Source: RefSeq, a predicted model, not a curated record